UAGUCAAUGGAAGAAGCCCUGAAAAAAUCAUGUCAUUGCAGAAAACGUAGUCUCCACGUAAGUCUAAACAAACUCUGUUCUCUAGACCUUCUCUGUUUCUCUCUAAUACUGCAGGUCAUCACUGAUUCUUGCGAAGACGGAUGGGGAUUCACUGGAAUUGUCUUGCAGCUGAUACUUUAAGUCAAACUUCCGUUGCUGCCCCAGUUCCAGACCUAGACUCGGACUUGGACUCGGACUCCCCUCGUGAUUCCAUCUUAAAACUGGUUAAUGUUGAUGCAUCUCCUGUGGAUUCCGCUGAAUACAGCUGCUGUUUCACAAUGGUAACUGCCUGUAUUUCAACAUGGAUGUCUAAUGCACCUAUUUCGGGUGACAACAACGUAAUACUUGGUGCAUUAGACAAUUCAAAGUUGAGAGAUUUCACAUAUGAAGAGUUGAGGGCGGCGACCUUCAACUUUAGUAUGAAUCUGCUGAUUGGAAGGGGAGGUUUUGGCAAUGUCUACAAGGGUUGGCUCAAGGAGCAGAGGCCACCUAAGGGUGCUAGGAACCGACUAAUUGCUGUCAAAAGAUUUUCUGGAGACACCCAGCAAGGAUAUCUAGAAUUUACGUAAAUUUCCCUUGAAGUGCUUACGGUAGUCAGGUAACAAACCGUUUGUGCUCUUACUUGCCAUCAUUUAUUGGUACAGACAGAGAUCAGUUUCCUGGAAAUGGUGUCUCAUCCGAACAUUGUGAAGCUUUUGGGUUUUUGUCGUGCAAAUGAAGAGAAGAUCCUUGUCUAU
Molecule: messenger RNA, 776 nt
Organism: Populus euphratica (Euphrates poplar)
Lineage: Eukaryota; Viridiplantae; Streptophyta; Magnoliopsida; Malpighiales; Salicaceae
Product: probable serine/threonine-protein kinase NAK
Exons: 3
Coding region: 141-608 (155 amino acids)
Molecular function (GO): ATP binding
Source: RefSeq, a predicted model, not a curated record